AGAUUUGAGACUAGAAAGCAGAGAGACUUUCCUCUGGUGCGCGAAAUCGAGAGUUUGUCUUCUCUAUUAUUCACGUACACCCUGUUUCUCUCUCUCUCAUCGUUAUUUUUUUUUAUUUCUCUCUUUCUCUCUCUUUCUGUGUAUACUUAUAUUUAGGGGACUUGUAUAGUUUUAUGUCUAAUGUGCAUCGGCAAGGGAUUUUGCAGCUCGAUCUGUAAGUUGUUUUAAUCAAUUUUUUUUGCACGAAUUUUCGGUUGAAUUUUUUCAUCUGAUGCAUUGAAUUACAGCAGAAAUUUGGGGUGAAUUUGAAAGCCCUAGAUCUUACUUGAUUCGCAGUUUGAUUGGAUCGAGUAGGGCGAUUUUGGUUUGACGAAGUGGGUUUUGUAAUUGGAUCUGGAAAAAUUACUAGCUAGAAUUUGAUAGGGUUUUAAUUUUGGUAGCGGUGAAUUUCUUUUUAUUGUUUUAGUGAGAAGUAUUCUCUACGGUUUGAGUUGAUGGCUUCGAAUCCUCCAUUCCAAGUGGAGGAUCAGACUGAUGAGGAUUUCUUUGAUAAGUUGGUGAAUGAUGAUGACGAUGACGUUGAUCUUAAGGUCACUGCCACGUCAUCGUUGGCUUCCACGGCCUCAGGGCCUGUUUUCACAGAUGGGGAGGAGUCUGACGAGGUUAAGGGCUUUGCGAAUUUGAGUCUAAAUGAGGCAGAUGAUAGUGAUAAGAAUGAUAAAAAGAUGGGAAUAGAUGAUUUGGGUGGGAAAUUAGAGAGUGAGCCGAAUGGCGUGGUUAAUGAAGUUGUUGAGAUUGAUGCUAAAGGGGAGGGUGUAGUGGAGGAGAGUAAUGGUGUUUUGGAAUCAUCGAGUUCAUUUGAGUUUGCAGGUGUAGUUGAGGAAAAUAAUGAAAAUGUAGGUACUGAGGUUUUGUCUGAUGCGACCACCUCUAGUAAGAGUGGCGGAUCUGGAGCUUUGGGUGUGAAGGAGGUGCAAUGGAGUGCCUUUAAUACCAAACAGGCUCAGAAUGAUAGUAAUGGGUUUGGAUCCUACUCAGAUUUUUUCACCGAGUUGGGAGAGAAUGCUGGCGAUUCAAGUGCCAAUAUGGUGAACAGUUUUGAUAAUGAGAUAAAGGGUAUAUCUGCCAAUGAAAAACAUGAAUCUGCAUAUUUGGAUAGCUCAAAUUAUGGGGAUUUUCAAGAUAGUUAUAAUUAUGGUACAGCUGCACAUAAAAGUAUAGAGGGGCAGGAUCUAAAUAGCAGUCAAUACUGGGAAAACCAAUAUCCUGGGUGGAAGUUUGAUCCAACUACUGGUCAGUGGUAUCAGGUGGAUGGCUACAAUGCGGGUGUAAAUAUGCAGGGAACUGCAGACUCUAACCCAGCUGGUGAUUGGACUGCUUUUGAUGGAAAGACUGAGGUUUCUUACUUGCAGAACACUGCUCAGUCUGUUGCUGGAACGGUAGCUGAGAGUGGUACGACUGAGAGCGUCACCAACUGGAAUCAAACAUCAUAUCUCAAUGAUGCUACUGGGGCUGAAUCAAAUUGGAAUCAGGUGUCUCACGUGAGCAGUACGGGUGGAACUACAUCAGAGUGGAAUCAAGGAUCACAAGUAAAAAACGAGUACCCAUCACAUAUGGUGUUUGAUCCUCAAUACCCUGGUUGGUACUAUGAUACAAAUGCCCAAGAGUGGCGAUUGUUGGAUGCAUAUGUUUCAUCUUCUCAAUCAACUACUGGAGCUCAAGAUCAGCAUAAGCAGAAUGUGUCUAUGACAGAUACUCUCUCUCAGUACGACGAUCAGAAGACAUUUGAUACAUAUAAACAGAAUGUCUCUAUGACAGAUACUUUCUCUCAGUAUGACAAUCAGAAGACAUUUGAUACAUAUAAGCAAAACCUGAAUUAUACUUCAGAAGGAUUUGCUGCCCAAAGCCAAGAUUACAACUGGGCUGGAUCAUUUGGUCAUUUCAACCAUCAAAAUUCAAAUAUGUGGCAGCAUGGAACUGCUGUUAAUCCUGAAUCCAGUACAGGUUAUGGGCAAAACCAACAAUUGAAGAACCAUUAUGGCGCAAAUGUUUUGGGAAACAACCGUGUUAAUCAACAGAACUCUAGCAAUUAUGGGGGAACAAUUCCUUAUCAUGAGAGAGGAAGUCAAAGUCAGAAAGAGUUUUCAGCAGUUGGUGGCUCAAAAAACUUUGGUCAUGCGCCUAAUUUUAGUCAGCAAUUUUAUCAGCCAAGUAUUGAGCAAAGUGAACAGAAGCAUGUCUCUGAUGAGUAUUUUGCCAAUCAGAAUUCAGUUAAUUUCCCCCAGCAACAGUUUAACGGUACCCAUCAAUUCUCUUAUGCUCCGACCGCUGGAAGGUCAUCUGCUGGCCGUCCUCCACAUGCAUUGGUUACUUUUGGUUUUGGCGGGAAACUUAUUGUGACAAAAGGAACUGAUUCUAUUGGAGGCUCAUCUUAUGGAAGCCAGAAUCCUGUAGGAAGCUCCAUAUCCAUUCUUAACUUGAUGGAAGUAGUAAAUGAGAAAGAUGGUGCUUCAGUCCAUGGAUUUGGUGUUUCUGAUUACUUUCGUUCUCUCUGUCAACACUCCAUCUCUGGUCCACUUCAUGGUGGGGGUGGUGGUAUCAAGGAGUUAAACAAAUGGAUUGAUGAGAGAGUUGGGAUCUCUGAUGCAUCUGAUUUGGACUCCAAAAAAGGGGAAGCUUUGAGGCUGCUUCUGUCUUUGCUAAAGAUUGCCUGUCAGCAUUAUGGAAAACUACGUUCUCCUUUUGGUGCCGAUACAUUGUCAAAGGAGAAUGAUACUCCAGAAGCAGCAGUUGCAAACCUUUUUGCAUCUGCCAAAAAGCUCGGUGCUCAAUUCAGUAAUUAUGGUGCGAUUGCCCAUUGCUUGCAAAAUUUGCCUUCCGAAGGGCAAAUGCGGGCCACUGCUUCUGAGGUUCAAAGUCUCUUGGUUUCUGGGAGAAAAAAAGAGGCCCUGCAUUGUGCGCAAGAGGGUCAGUUAUGGGGUCCAGCCCUUAUUCUUGCUGCACAGCUUGGAGAUCAGUUUUAUGCUGAGACAGUGAAGCAAAUGGCACUUCGGCAAUUAGUGGCUGGCUCACCUUUGCGGACCUUGUGCCUGCUAAUUGCUGGACAACCAGCAGCUGUUUUUUCCACAGAUGACUCAGCUUAUAGCAGCAUGCCUGGUGCUGUAAAUAUAGCUCAACAACCUGCACAGUUUGCUGCUAAGGGCAUGUUGGACGACUGGGAAGAGAACUUAGCUGUUAUAACUGCCAAUAGGACAAAAGAUGAUGAACUUGUGCUUAUUCAUCUUGGAGAUUCUCUGUGGAAGGAAAAGAGUGAUGUUGUUGCUGCACACAUAUGUUAUUUAGUUGCUGAAACAAGCUUCGAGCCAUACUCAGAAAAGGCUAGGCUGUGUCUUGUUGGUGCAGACCAUUUGAAAUAUCCCCGAACAUAUGCUAGUCCAGAGGCUAUUCAGAGGACAGAGAUAUAUGAGUACUCAAAGGUACUUGGAAACUCUCAGUUUAUCCUUGACCCUUUUCAACCAUAUAAGCUCGCAUAUGCACACAUGUUGGCUGAAGUUGGGAGGAUAUCAGAUGCGUUAAAGUACUGUCAAGCAGUUUUAAAAUCACUCAAAACUAGUCGUGCUCCUGAGGUAGAGACAUUGAGACAAUUGGCGUCAUCUCUCGAGGAACGUAUAAGAAGUUACCAACAGGGAGGGUUUUCCACAAACUUGGCCACAACAAAAUUGGUGGGAAAAUUGCUCAACCUCUUCGAUUCUACUGCCCAUCGCGUUGUGGGGGGUAUGCCGCCUCCUGUUCCUCAUGCACCAGGUGGCAGUAUGCAAAGUCCGGAGUACAAUCAACAGAUUGGACCUAGAGUCUCUACAAGUCAAUCAACAAUGGCAAUUUCUUCAUUGAUCCCUUCAGGAUCAAUGGAGCCCACAAGUGAAUGGGCAAGUGAUAGUAAUAGGAGGACAAUGCAUAACAGAAGUGUUUCAGAGCCUGACUUUGGAAGAAGUCCCAGACAGGAUCAGGUUGAUUCGUCAAAGGGAAGGAGUUUGUCCAAUGGACAAGGUGAAACAGCAGGUGGAGUUACAUCCCGGUUCAGUCGUUUUGGUUUUGGUUCGCAGCUUCUUCAGAAGACUGUAGGUUUAGUCUUAAGACCGCGACAAGGCCGCCAAGCGAAGCUGGGUGAUACAAAUAAAUUUUAUUACGAUGAAAAACUUAAGAGAUGGGUAGAGGAAGGUGCUGAACCUCCGCCAGAGGAAACUGCCCUGCCUCCCCCGCCAACUGCAGCUUUUCAGAAUGGGACAUCUGACUACAACCUCAAGACUGCACUAAAAAGUGAAGGUUCGCUUGGCAAUGGAAGCCCAGAAUUCAAAAGCCCAACUUUGGACCAAGGUCCAGGAAUUCCACCGCUUCCACCCACCUCCAAUCAAUUCUCUGCACGUGCUCGGAUGGGUGUUCGGUCAAGGUAUGUCGACACCUUCAACAAGGGUGGUGGGAACCAAACAAAUUUGUUCCAAUCCCCUUCUAUUUCUUCCACUAGACCUGCUGCCAGUGCCAAUGCAAAGUUCUUUGUUCCCACACCAGUAUCCUCCGUUGAGGAUACAUUUGACAACAGUUCUGAGAACACUCAAGAUACUACAAUUAGUAAUGAGAUACCAUCAAGCUCGGCUGUAAAUGAUACAUUCCAUUCCCCUGCACCAUCAUCCUCCAUGAAUAUGCAGAGAUUUGGAAGCAUGGGCAGCAUCUCUACCAAAGUGAGAAGUGCCAAUGGAUCCUUCUCAGCUCCUUCACGGCGCACAGCAUCAUGGAGUGGAAGUUUGGAAGGAAACUCCAGUCCUCCUCAGAGGGCUGCAGUGAAACCUCUAGGAGAGGUAUUAGGCAUGCCGCCAUCGUCAUUUAUGCCGAGCGGUUCCUUGAUGCACUCAUCAGCAAGUGGUGGCAGUUUUGGGGAUGAGCUUCAUGAAGUCGAACUCUGAUGCAACAAGGAUGUACAUAAUGCGUUUUGCUGCUUCAGCCACUACGUCGCACAGCCUUGCUGAAAAUGUUUUCCCGAAUGGCAGUGAGCUAUAUUGAAAGCCCAUACGGAGAAUCAAAUAAUUUUCUUUUUCCUCGCAGUUCAUACUGAAAACCCUCGAAAAGCUCCUCGUUGUAUGUCAAAAAGCAUUUGGGUAUGUCAGCUGUUUACCAUAGUUUAGACAUAGGUUAUAUUAUCUCGUGGAAUCUGGUAUCUUAGGAGCUGGUGUUCUUAUAAAAUUUCAAAGAAAUUGCAAGAGCACACCACUGUACAGUCAUUUGUUCAUUUAUUCAAGAGCCCCUUGAAGAAGCAAGAAGUGAACUUCUCAAGGGAAAAGGAUAGUGUAUUAAGUUGACAAUAAGGUGCUUUCUUGUUAGUCAA
Molecule: messenger RNA, 5377 nt
Organism: Coffea eugenioides
Lineage: Eukaryota; Viridiplantae; Streptophyta; Magnoliopsida; Gentianales; Rubiaceae
Product: protein transport protein SEC16B homolog
Exons: 13
Coding region: 495-4958 (1487 amino acids)
Biological process (GO): autophagy; Golgi organization; COPII vesicle coat assembly
Cellular component (GO): ER to Golgi transport vesicle membrane; endoplasmic reticulum exit site
Source: RefSeq, a predicted model, not a curated record